Molecule: messenger RNA, 1380 nt
Organism: Caenorhabditis sp. 36 PRJEB53466
Lineage: Eukaryota; Metazoa; Nematoda; Chromadorea; Rhabditida; Rhabditidae
Source: the annotation of a GenBank genome assembly
AUGACACGUGUGGUGGUCCUCUGUCAUUUCACUCUGUCGAACUCACUAUUACACCCCGAGCCGCCAGGAUCCGAGACGCAGACUAUUACACCCGUUGUUCGUUGCCAACGACUCUUGUCGAUCCCACUCGCAUCGAUCGGCACCGUCGAAAUGCGCGGAUACCCGGUCUACGCGUUGAGUUCGCCGUCUGAAGAGCCGGUAUGGUCUCGGAACGACCAGGCAAUGUCCCGCGGGGUCUCCCAUCAGACAAUGAUCCAGCCAGUAACGAGUGCCUACCCGAGUGCCUACUCUUCGUAUCCUCCACAGACGACUGUCAUUCAUUCGACGACGAAGCCAGUUGCAGAUGCGGAUAUCUAUCGGUAACUUAUCCAUUAAAUAUUUCUUGAAUUAUAUCUGUUCAGAGUAGGCAUUUAUGGCUGGAGGAAGAGAUUCCUCUACAUUUUCAUUCUGAUCUUGACCAUCGGAAUAGUUCUGAAUCUCGCUCUCACUUUCUGGAUCAUGUCCGUUCUCGAUUUCUCAUCGGUAAGUGGGCACGCCUACAUUCAGAACGUACCGAUGUUUUCAGGAUGGAAUCGGGGCUCUGAAAAUAGAAGAAAACGGAAUCCGAGUGGAAGGGAGAGCUCAGUUCGACCGGCCCGUCCACUUUUCACAGCUCAGUACUCUUGACGUGAGAAUGAGCCCCCAGACGAAUUAAUUUGCUUUCCUUUUUCAGGAGGAAACGCUCACAAUCGACUCAUUCCGUGGAGUCAACUUGCAGGCGCGGAAUGCGAAAGGCGACAUCGCCUCCAAAUUCUCACUGAUGCCGGAGGGAAAGGCGCAAGUGACCUGCGACCGUUUCGAAGUUUUCGAUGAGGACCAGAAGUUGCUCUUCUUUGCAGAUUCCGAUGAAAUUGGACUGAAACUUGAGAACCUCCGCAUUCUCGGUUAGUUUGUUUAUUUGAAAAUAUAAACACAAUGGAAAGGUAUUCACGAGAGUUCGUUCAGACGAGGGCGGAAGUGUGUUCGAGGGGGCCAUCCAGACGUCGUCGGUCCGUCCGCAGCCCGAUUCUCCGCUCCGUCUCGAGUCGCCCACGCGCAGUGUCUCCGUCGACGCCGCCCAGGACAUCGAGAUCCUCGCGGCGGCCGGGGAGGUCUCCGUCAACUCCCUCCUGGACAUUUCGAUCGCUUCCAAACAGGUGCAAUCUCUUUUGGCUGACAUUUUUCAUUUUGUUUCAGGGAGAAAUCCGUCUCGAAUCGUCUUCUAUUUACAUGGAAAAGCUGGCCCGUUCGGACGGAAGAGGCAGUCCUCAGACUCAGGUGUGCGUCUGCCACAACGGAAGACUUUUCCUCGCCGCACCGAAUGCUGACUGUCGUGCUGAUCGGGAUAUCUGUUCCAAUUAA